AUAAAGUAUACGCCAAAAUGAAUUCUCGAAAAUCGCGCCCGAUUAUGCAAGUAUUAUGAACACUUGCCGCAUCGGGUUAAAACUAUAAUAUUGUUGCAGUUUUGCUAGUUUCCAAAAAGCCAGAACGCUACAUUUGGCAAAACAAACUGGUCAAAGCACCAUGCGAAACGAUAGAAACGCACGAUAAGUUUUCAUCGGCGGUUUUUGACACGAUACAUGUUCAAUUUUGGGCAACUUAUAAGGACUUCGCGUACGAACUGUCCCUUUAAGCAGACUGCAAAAACAAUGAUUAAACUUGAGCAGUAAAUAUUUAGUCAUCUGUUAAAUAUGCGUUAAUACGAAAAUUCUGUUUAUCUGCAGUUCUACACCUUACCAAAGCAAAUUCGAGCCAGAAUUUCCCAAUGUUGCUACUCAGCAGUGUCACGUGCCAUUUGCGUAAAUGCAAAACGCCCCUUUUGACACGCGUUAAGAUGUCACUGAAGUACGAAUGCAGGUUUACUUUGCUUACCAAGAGCCAAAAUACGAAUCCUGAAUACAUACAGAAUUUCUGUUUUGGUUCCUGGUUAGAAUGCAUUAAAUCAUUUUUGAGGUCUACCUCUGUGCCUCUGACCUAAUGUGCACUCGCUCUAGUUGUAAUGCCUGCUAAAUGGCUGAAUUAGGCAAUGUAAAUGAUUAGCAGAUUUAGCAGCGCACGCAAUUGCCCAUCGUAAAUGCAAGGCUGUUUGUGGGCCUAGAGAACAUAGUCCACGUGAAAACUGAGAGCGGCGGCGGACCGCGACUCUGCCGGGAAAUGGAGGAGCCGCUGCCCCCGCGCGAGUCGGGCCGCUGGGUGGCCGAGCGCAGCCGCGAUGUGUUCGUUGAGGAGGAGGGCGUGCGCCGGGCGGCGGAGAUGCUGUACGCCCUGCGGGACAGCGAGGUGUUCACGCCGCAGGGCUGGAAGAAGAUGAACCCACUGGCCCCCGCCUUCGACUCUGACCUCCACAUCAACUGGGUCUUUGUGGUCGACACCAUGAACUUCUCCUUCUGGCCCGACCGCGAUGACCGGCAGUGCACGGUCACCUGCCGCGGCGCCACCUACAGCGGCUACAUGGCGCUCUGCGCCGCCGUUACCAGGGCGAUGGACGAGGGCGUGCCCAUCACGGACGCCGUGUACAUGGCGAGCGUGAGCUUGGAGGACCUGGGGAGGGUCCUGCGCUCGGACACGGCCACGCCCAUGCCCAUGCUGGCGGAGCGCCAUCGCGCGCUGAACGAGGGCGGGGCCGUCCUGCUGCGAUACGGCGGCUCCCUGCGCCGCUUCCUCAGCCACGGCGACGCCGACGCCCGGCGACUCAUCCGCCACAUCGUGGACAACUUGCCGUCGUACCGCGACGAGGCCGAGUACGAGGGUAAGAAGAUUGCCUUUUAUAAGAGAGCCCAGAUCCUGCUGGCUGAUUUCUGGGGGAUCAUGGAGGCGAGAGGAGAAGGAAGCAUCCCCAACCUGGACUACCUGACCAUGUUUGCGGAUUACAGGGUACCCCAGGCCCUGGUCUACCUGGGGGCACUGCGAUACUCAGACUCACUCAUGAAUACACUGAAAGAAGGAGUGCUUCUCCCCUCAGGAGAUCGCAGGGAGGUGGAGAUCCGCGGCUGCUCCAUCUGGUGUGUGGAGCGGAUGAAGGCGGAGCUGUGCAAGCUGGUGGAGCAGAGAGACGGACGGCCCUGUCACAUUAACUCCGCCCUCAUCGACUUCUACCUGUGGCCUUACGCCAAGGAGCACAGCCAGGAGAUGUCUCAUAUACCCAUACAUCACACACGCUGCAUAUAUUACUGACACACACCUAUACCUAUACACCACACACACUGCAUGUAUUACUGACACACCUAUAUCUAUACACCACACGCACAUUGCAUCUAUUACUGACACACCACUAUACACCACACACACACACACACACACACACCUGCACCUAUACACCACACACGCUAUAUCUAUUAAUGACCCACAUAUGCAGACGAAUGUCUGGUGCUCCAGCUUUACUUUUAAUAAAAUCAAACAUGUUAAAUAUGUAAAGAAUGGGUACAUUUUGUUAAUUAACAGUGUUCAAAUUAAUGUCUGUUAAAUCAGAUGCACCAGGCUACAGGGACAAUUUAAUGACAUCCAUAUUGCAUCAUGCUGCAGAUUUAGGGCCGGACUCAAGAAAUAAUUAAGAAUUUUAUCAUGAAAAUUGAGGUACAGCAAGCCUUAAUUAUGUAAUGGUUGAACUGAAUAAAUAUUAAAUAAUGUA
Messenger RNA from Anguilla anguilla (European eel), 2264 nucleotides. RefSeq names its product chromosome 10 C9orf64 homolog (gene qng1). The transcript is spliced from 5 exons. Lineage: Eukaryota; Metazoa; Chordata; Actinopteri; Anguilliformes; Anguillidae. The record is from RefSeq and is a predicted model, not a curated record. Bases 791 to 1810 code for a protein of 339 amino acids.